Molecule: messenger RNA, 2644 nt
Organism: Cebus imitator (Panamanian white-faced capuchin)
Lineage: Eukaryota; Metazoa; Chordata; Mammalia; Primates; Cebidae
Gene: IL18BP
Product: interleukin 18 binding protein
Exons: 6
Coding region: 1373-2041 (222 amino acids)
Biological process (GO): T-helper 1 type immune response
Molecular function (GO): interleukin-18 binding
Source: RefSeq, a predicted model, not a curated record
GCCUCCUCUGGGGCUGUUCCUCUCAGAGAGGGGAAUGUGGCUGGUCAAAGGAACAGGGAUUACUUCCUUUCACUUUUUUCUCCCACCCCCAUGUCAGGCGCAGGUGAGAAGCUGAGACCAGGCUGUCCAGAGCUCUCUUUUCACUCAUAACAGUCCUGAAUCCCAUGACCUCCCCUUUGCCCAACUCUGGUCUUGGUUACACUAAGGCAGAGUUCUGUCAUCUGUCCCUACCAUCCCCCACUGGACUGUAUCUUUCAGAAACCCCAGGCAGCCUUGCCUCCUGACCUAACUCCUGGAGAUGCUGGUGUUCCUGGGAGGAAUUUCCCUUACAUCAUAGUAUUAGAAGCCCCUGGAGCAGGAGGUAGAGGGAGGAAUUGAAAGGAGGAAAAACUUGAAAUUCACACCUACAAGAUGUGACUUGUAGUCUCCUAUUGUUUUCUUGUGGAAAAGCCAUAUUCCUAAUUUAGACAUAGGAGAUCACAACUGUGUUCCUGAUGCAGUUCCAUCUGGGGGCCUCACUGGCUCUGUCAUCAGCCCUCAUACCCUCUUGAUUACAGGAGUCACAAACCUGAGACACACAGCUCCUGUCUACCUCCUGCUGGGGGUCAGCUCUCGAGCCUGUGUGUCAGUUCCUGGGUUGGCUGUGUGAGUUCUGUGGACAAGGGGAAAGUGCUCUCAGUGUGUUUCCUGUGGUGGGUUCACACGCAGCUAGACACAGCCAGCUUGAGUCUUGGAGCUCAUGGAGGGGAGCUUCUGGAAAGGCAGGCUCUUCAGGACCUCUUGGGAACCAGGUAGGAGGAGUCUGGGAAUACUAGUGAACCUAGACCUAUAGCCCCGGCCAGAGGGGCUAGGAUGAGAGACCCAUGGGUGGGGUACUGGGAGAUGCAGCCUACCUUGGGGCUGGUGGCUGGGAGAGUGGGGAGCCUGGGAAAGGCCAGGAUGUUGAGCGGCUGGUAUGGCUUUGAGCCUGAAAUGGUGAAAAUGAUCCAACUUGGGGUCCCCAGUGCCCAGGAAAAUUGUCCCGUUGAAUAUCAGUGUGAAGGUGGAGGAGGAAGCCUGUUCACAUGGAAAUAAAGACCUGGGUCUGAAGAGGGGAGGUGGACACCAAAGUCCUGACCCUUGGCUGGGACAGAAUUGAUCCGUGAGAGACUCUCAAUCUAGUUCACGCCCUAGGUGACCCUGGGGUGGCGUGGAGGUAGAUUAGAGGUCCCAGUCUGGUAUCAUCUGGAGAGGUAGGGGUCCCGGGAGCUGAAGGUUUCUGAAAACACUCACUUUUAAGGAAUUCUGUUUAAAAAGUGAAAGUGAAAUAGAGGAUGGGGGCAGUACUUUCCCAGAAGGAUUGCUCAGGAUCCUGCCCUUCCCAGAAGCAGCUAUGUGGCUGGAGAGGGUGACUGGAGAAGAGGACGUUGUCACAGACAGAGAGCCAAGCUUAGCAGCUCCUGACGCAUGCAUCAUGACCAUGAGACAGAAGUGGAUACCAGUCCCCAGUCCUUUGUGGGUCCUGCUCCUGUGUGCCCACAUCAUCACUCUCCUGGACAGAGCCACAUCUGUCUCACAGACCACCACAACUGCCACUGCCUCAGCUAGAAGCACAAAGGACCCCUGCUCCUUCCAGCCCCCAGUGUUCCCAGCAGCAAAGCAGUGUCCAGCAUUGGAGGUGACCUGGCCAGAGGUGGAACUGCCACUGAAUGGAACGCUGACCUUGUCCUGUACUGCCUGCAGCCGCUUCCCCCACUUCAGCAUCCUCUACUGGCUGGGCAAUGGUUCCUUCAUUGAGCACCUUCCAGACCUGUGGGAGGGCAGCACCAGUUGGGAACGUGGGAGCACAGGUACACAGCUGAGCAGGACCUUGGUGCUGGAGCAGCUGACCCCUGCCCUGCACGUCACCAACUUCUCCUGUGUGCUCGUGGACCCCGAACAGGUUGUCCAGCGUCACAUCGUUCUGGCCCAGCUCUGGGCUGGGCUGAGGACAACCUUGUCCCCCACCCAAGAAGCCCUGCCCUCCAGCCACAGCACAGGGCCAGCAGCAGCACGACCUUGACCAGAGCCUGGGUCCUACCUACCUACCUACCUACAGUCCUUGACUGCCUGCAGGCUGUACGGGCAAGCAGCACACCCUCUUCUCCUGUGCUUUGGUUUCUUUCUCUCACCAAAUUCAAACUCCAUUCCCAUCUACUUAGGAAAUCACAACUUCCCUAUAAUGCCCCUCCUCUUGCCAUUCUCUCCACCCUUCCUAAUGUCCUGCUCCUCACAGUGCUUUACUGCUCAGAAACCACUGAAACCAAGACUGUUGAUGCCUUAGCCUUGCACGCCAGGGCCCUGCCUACAUUUCCCAUGGGACUUUCCAGAGGCUUUUCCCAGACAGCUCCCACUCCCAUGCCUCUGCUCAUUUGGUCCCACCUUCCUCACCACUCCAACAGGGGAACUCUCAAGCCUGGUUGAAACACCGCCUCUUCAGUGAAGUCUCCCGCUUUCAGCUCUGGCUAUUCUGCAGACUUCAGUCUUCAUGCUGUAUUUGGUUAUCUUCCCCCCUUCACUCUAAUGGACUGUUCCAGGGAAGGGAUGGGGACAGCGGCUGCUUCAGAUCCACACUGUAUCUCUGUUAUCCCCACAUGGGUCCUCAUAAAGGAUUAUUCAAUGGAGG